CAUUUGUUUUUCUUUAUUUAUAAUUAGCUUUUUAGAUUUCAGAUUUAGCUUCGUUUUGACUUCAGCAUCCUGUAUAUCUAUUAGUGCAGGGGUAGGCGGGGCAGUUAAAGCCCGCCCCCUCUUUAAGAGGCUGGGAUUCGAAAGUGUUGAUUGAUCGAUCUAAAAUGUUCGAGUGGGAGGAGCAAGAUCGAUUCUCAUUCGAGGAUUCAGAAAGAUUCGAAGAGGAUUCUCUUUGCUCUUGGAUAUCUGAACCUGAAAGUGUGGUCAACAACUGGAGAGGAUGGAGAAAACAAAGUUCAUUCAUUGGACGGAAUUUCUUCUCACGUCACCAGGACAAGGACGGAAACGUCCUUUCUCUGACCGAACUGGCUGCGAGAGAGGUCGCGAGCUCUAUACCCUUCGAGGCCGUGGAGCAGGUGUUUCCUCCUGUCCCUGAACCUCUACAGCUGAGGAUAGCGUUCUAUAGUUUCCCAGACCUGGAGGAGGAUAUCCGUCUUUACUCUUGUCUAGCUCAUGGGUCAGCAGAUGAAUUCACACGGGGAGAAAACCUUUUUAAAAACAAGGCUGUGAAAGAGCCUCUACAGAUUGGAUUCCAUCUCUCUGCUACAGUUUCUAACGGGAGUCCUGGUAGUGGGAAACCUUCCCAUUCUACCAGUGUAACCUUUGACAGGAAGAAAAUAGUUUCUGUGCAGUGUAGUUGUGGUUCUAGUGCUGAGUGGUGUUGUCAUCUUGUCGCUCUCUGUCUUCAUAGGAUACAUCUAGCUGAGAGUGUUAAACUCCGUGCUCCGGUUAGUGAAUCACUCUCCAGGCUCAAUAGAGAUCAGCUCCAGAAGUUUGCUCAGUAUUUGAUAUCGGAGCUGUACCAGCAGAUAUUACCAACAGCACAGCGGUUACUCGAUGAUCUUCUCUCGGGUGCUCAAACCCUGGAUAUCAACGCUGAACCCGGCGCACCGGACCCAACUGCUGGAGGAUCUGUUGGAGAACUAUCUGCCUGGUGUCUGGAUUCUAAAAAUCUACGGGAUAAUAUUAAAAAAAUACUCAUCAAGUUUUGUAUGCCUGCUCCGAUAGUAUUCUCUGAUGUAAACUAUCUAUCUACUACAGCUCCUCCAAGUGCGCAGGAAUGGUCGUCUUUUCUCCGUCCUCUCAGAGGUCGAGAACCUGAAGGAAUGUGGAACCUCUUGUCUAUAGUUCGUGAGAUGUAUAAACGUAACGACAGGAACUCUCUUCCUUUGCUCGAGAUUGUCACAAUACAAUGCCUUGAGACUGCUCAGAUGAUGAUCUGGUGGUUUAACACUAAGGUUGCGUUCCAGCAGGCCGGCCAGAGCAAACAUAAUGUUAACAGUAACUCUCAGGCGUCUCAGAACGCUUGCAGCAGUAUGUGCGACGAGAUAGUUACACUUUGGAAGCUGGCAGCGCUCAACCCUUGUAUAUCUCCAGUAGAGAGGGAAACCUUGAAGAAGAGACUCAUCCAUUAUCAUACAACAGUAGUAGAUAAGGUUGAAACCAACCAAGGAAACAUGACAGCGGGAAAUAAAGGAACUCAGAAGACCGGAAAAUUAAGUGAUGUAGAAAUAUUCACAGGGUUUAAACCUGCCAUUGAAGCUUGCUUUAUGGACUGGGAGGACUACCCUAUUCCUGGAGUAACGUUUGGUAGGAACCCUAAAUAUCUGUGCCCGUUUACUGUGUUCAAACAUCCUUCUGAUACAGAGGACGGGUCAGGACGAGCUGGUUGUGGUCAGGUCAACUCAAGCCAAGCUGUUCUACGCUGCGAGUUUCCUGGUGUAGGAACUCACAGACCUAGAUCAGGACACGAGCACAGACCUAGGACACAGAGUGAAACCCUUGGAAGGAUUGGGGAGGCUCUUGUAAGGUCUUCAUUGAGCAGUGAGGAGAUGCCCUCCGAUGAGGGAGUAGAAGAAGCUCCGUCACAGUCGGAGGGAGAGGGAGCAGAAGGAGGAGACGACAAAUUUCCGGAAUUUAUCGGAGCCUCUGCUAUAGCUGCACAAAAAUCCAAAGCUCUGAAGGAUGGAGAAAAACUUGGAGAUGAAUCCUCUCCAGAAAGAGAUAUGGAAUCCGACUGGUCCAGCGGACAGAGUGAAGCUCAACAGAGGAUUGAAGAAACUAGAGAACCUGAACUUCCUGCUCCAAUACCUGCCUCUGAUCCACAGGAUUAUAGAGUCUACUUUUAUGAUCCCAAAGUUCCAGUUUCAACACAGAACGAGGAUGGGAGCAAGGAAGAAGUUGAUAUAUUCAAAAACCUGAGAAAAAUCGAAGAUUCUUGGGAAAUUCUGUUCAUGCGCGCAGAAGGCAUUCACGCGCAUGGUUACCACUCGCAUGCUUGCGAGAUGGCGGUUAGACUUGCUUUAGAUAUGCUGAAAAAUCCGCCAGAUCUCAUUACAGAUGCGCCGCCGAUCUCCUUUAAGGGCAAGAAACGGCGUGCAUGUGCGGCGUCUCAUCAAAUAACUCACACUGCCUCCACCACACUUACUCACUGCGCCUUUAUCUGUACUGUACUCAGCGAGACCGCACAAACCCCCAACCAUCUCUACCUGGCUUUUCAAAUAGGAAUGUUUGGACUAGAGAUGGCCCGCCCUCCAGCCUCCACUAAACCAAUGGAAGUUAAACUGGCGCACCAGGAGUCAGAGUUAGUUGCUCUGCUAAAGCGUUUACCCCUUGGUCAAGCAGAACUUGCAAUUGUAAGGGAGCGUGCUAUUCAGCUACGGGAAGGAAGUUUAAGAUCUCGCGGAGAAGCUCUUCUUCCAAUGAUGUUGUCAAGCUUUAUUUUUGAAUCUUUAGUGUUAACUUCUGGGAGCAAGAAUAACUUUACCAGUUCAAGAGUUUCUGGAGAUGAAAUUCUAGGAUUUGAAGCGGCUGUAGCGGCGAUAGGACUUAAAGCAAAUGUCAGUGAAGCUGACCAUCCUUUGUUGUGUGAAGGUACCCGGAGACAGCGAGGAGAUCUUGCUCUCAUGCUCCUGGUCAACUACAAGGACGACCCGGAAAAAUUAGCAAAAAUAAUGGAUAAACUGUUGGAUAAGGAUAUUCAUCAGAUGUGCAAAUCUCCCCUACUUCCCAAUUACUAUACUUGUAGAUCAGGAACUAAUGCACAGCAACAGAUGUCCGUUAAUGUACCUCCACCUGGUUAUCCUGCCAACAAUCCCAACCAACCACCGCCUCAGCAGAACCUGGCUAAUGAAAUGGUAAACCUUCAUCUUGGUGCCCGGCCUAGGGACAGGGUUAGACGAGCAUCUCGAGAGAAUCAGCAGGAUGGAGCUGCUGGGGUUAGGAGACCCGAGGGAGCUUCUCCACCGGAUUGGGAUAGUUACAAGGCCUGGGAGGCUAAGUUUAGAUGCACAAACCUUAGAACUAACAAACCAAGAACUCCAGGACACCACAUGGCCAGUAUUGACAGCUCGGCACCGGAGACAGCAAGCUCUGACAAUUCUCCAACGAUGGUUAGACGGUUCCGCCCUCCUCCAUCAGAUAGCGGCAGUAGCGGAAACUCCAGUGACAGCAGUGGAUCAAGGUUAGGUAGACCUCGGAUUGAGUCUCCGAGUCAAGGAAUAGUACCACCACCUCAGGUUCAACCUAACAGAACAGAGCAAAGUUUUGUCAACUAUCCAAUGCCUGGACCUGCAGUCUCGAUGAUGGAGAUGACAAACCUAACAAGAACCACUCUACCUAACAUAAAGGUUACAAGAUUCAAGGGUAAGCGUGCUUAUCCUUCAGUUCCCAAUCAGCCAAGUGAGGCAAGCGCGCAUUUUAUGUUUGAAUUGGCAAAGACAGUUUUAACAAAAGCUGGGGGUACCUCCACCACCUCCUUGUUUACAGAAAAUACUUCAAAUCAGAACCCUCGAGGACCCCAACGGGCCCUGCACAUGUGCGCAUUUCAGAUUGGACUUUAUGCUCUGGGUCUGCACAACCGUGUGAGCCCCAACUGGAUUUCAAGAACAUAUUCAAGCCAUGUGUCAUGGAUCACUGGACAGGCUAUGGAGAUCGGAGCUACAGCAAUACGGUUCCUAAUCGGGACAUGGGAGGGUCAUCUUACUCCUCCGGAGGCUGCAAGUAUAGCAGACAGGGCAAGCAGAGGUCGUGACGCAGGAAUAGUAACUUCUGCUGCAGAGCUUGCUCUUUCUUGCCUGAGUCAGGCGCAUGCUUUAAACCCUAACGAGAUAGCUCGGGCUAUCCUUCAGUGUAAGGAGCAGAGUGAUCUUAUGUUGGAGAAGGCUUGCCUGGCCGUAGAAGAGGCUGCACGAGGUGGAGGAGUUUAUCCUGAAGUUAUGUUUACCGUAGCUCGGCAUUGGUAUGAGUUGUGGAAGACGCGAACCCCUGGAACAAGACAGGAGGAUAAUGACGGAAGACAUCCUCCGACCUCCGGAGCAGAGUGUGUUCAAAAUAUGAACAAUCAACUUCAUCUCUCACAACAACAACAUCAACAGCAGCAACUACAACAGCAACAACAACAGAUGGCUGGACACCAGAUUCCUGGUCUACCCAUUGCAGGAAACCAUAUGCAAGUAGGGAUGCAGUUCCCAAUCUACUCCCUGAUCCAGGGUUAUCCCAACUCCUUGCCUCCACAGAUACCUCUGCAGAUGCAGAUGUACGUGGGUCCGCCCCAUCAUCAUAUGUUGUCUGGUAUACCUGUAUCUACUCCCCAGGGAGGAUACGCUCAGUUUCCCGGCCUAGGGCCUGGAUUAGCCAACCUACCAGGUCUACAGAUGUUCCCUAACAUGCCGGAUGGAGGUCCCAGGUUUAAUAUGGCAGGAGGUCCUCUGUUCCAACUGGCGCUGCCGAACCUCCAGGGGAUGUCAAUGCCGCUUCUCCCUACCCCACCCACCUCCCAGCAUAUACAGCAGGGAGUCCCUCUUCUUCCUCAUCCUGCUCCAGCAUCAUCUCCCAUGCAACCUCCAGGAGUACCCUCUCCCUCCUCUCCAGCAAACCAUCAUGGUGUCACAGGAAAUGUUGUUUAUCAAAGAUAUCUUCUCUCAUCUUUUAGAGUUGGUAUGCUGGCUCUUGAAACUCUAGGUAGACGGGUAUCCGAGGAUAGACCUCAGAACAAGUUUACUAGAAAUCCUAGCUACGCGGAUGAUGUCAAGUGGUUGCUGAAUGUUGCAAAGAAAAUUGGUUUGCCUUAUCUGCAAAACUUUCUGAUGUGUGUCAUGGCGACCGUGGUUUCUCCUUAUCUCCUACAGGAUCUGACUUGGGAGUGUGGCUGCUUCCUUGCAGCUGCUCCCCCAGGAACCUCUGCAGGUUCUCAGCAGCAUUUUGUUAACGCCGUUAUUCAGCAGAUUAGAACUCAACCUUAUCUAACCUCUUUAGCUCAGAAAUGUUACCAGACGUAUUACCAAUGCAUCCAUCAGAAGGUUUACCAUCUCACCCCAGGAGAAUAUGAUGAUUUUACAGCUAUCAUCAUUCACGCUAGAAAGGCGUUCCUUUGGACUGGUAACGGACAGAGUGAGUUCCAGAACCUGUUGAGUUCCUUGAGAAGAACCAAGUCUUGUAAGAAGGAACUCUGGGCCAAGAUUACAACUGCUGUUCAGAACGCGAGCAUGACGAGUCCUCCUCAGUAGAAAAUAUAAAAUUUAGGAAAAUUAUAGUUUUAUUGUCGAGAACUUUGUUCUCAAUUUUCAUCAUGGUUUUCUAUUCAUCUCCGUUCUAUCCUUAUCAUUCCUAAACCUUAGUUCCAGUGCUCGAAUCCUAAGCACUGCUCAAUCCACAAUUUUCCUUGAAUCCUGCCGAAUAAUGUUUUUUUUUCAACAGGGAGAGUUGUUAAUAAUGAAUAAAAAUAGUAUUCAAUCGUAUUAGAUAUAUUAUAAACUUGUAUUCUGAAAUAGGGGUAGCUUAAAUUCUUUCCAUCAUGAUCAUUGAACAAAAAAUAUUAUUUAAGUUAUGAAAAUUAUAUUUUUUCUUCUAUUAUUGCGAGAUAAAUUAUUGCUCCCCCCGCGUCGUAUUAGUAUAUUUGUUUUCUUGCUUCCUGGCCACAGAUUUAACAUGUCUAGCGCCAGGAUUAAAAAUAAGACUGAAAUAAUUCCGAAAUAAUAUUUUAACACUUAGUUUAAUUUCUGGCUGUAAGUCGUAAUAAUAAUCUAUGUAUGUUCGGAA
This is a messenger RNA of Eurytemora carolleeae, 6099 nucleotides long. It is a transcript of the gene Dora, whose product is annotated as zinc finger SWIM domain-containing protein 8. Gene Ontology annotation, molecular function: zinc ion binding. Lineage: Eukaryota; Metazoa; Arthropoda; Copepoda; Calanoida; Temoridae. Gene Ontology annotation, cellular component: Cul2-RING ubiquitin ligase complex. The record is from RefSeq and is a predicted model, not a curated record. Bases 165 to 5567 code for a protein of 1800 amino acids. The transcript has 11 exons.